CCUGCCUCCCUAGAAUUUGCUACAAACUGCAGCAGCAACAGAACGCUGGUGCCAGGUCUCACUCUACAGUACAGGCAUGGCUCUGGCAGACUCUGCGAGUGGCUUAUCAAACGGUGGCGAUGCAGACUCCCCUUUUCCUGAAAUUAUAGAGCUCAAUGUUGGGGGACAGGUAUAUCUGACUCGACAUAAAACUUUGAUCUCAGUACCCGACUCUCUGCUGUGGCAGAUGUUCAAUCAGAAAACCCCCAAGGAACUGUCCAGAGACAGCAAAGGCCGCUACUUUCUGGACCGGGAUGGCUUUUUAUUCCGUUAUAUUUUGGACUACCUGAGAGAUCUCAACCUGGUGCUACCUGAUUACUUUCCAGAGAAGUGCAGACUGAAAAGAGAGGCAGACUUUUUUCAACUGCAAGACCUCUCUAAGAGACUCAGCCCUAAAGUAAGCAAGGAGAAUUCCAUCAGUGAAGAGAUCAGUCAAAGUGACCCAGAAGAGGUAGGUUUUCUUGGUGGAGCGGGGGGCUCGACCACAAGCUUGGAACCAACGCGCUUUGUGUCAACAAUGACAAGUACCCAUGCACGUUCCCAGUCACUGGAGUCCAGGAAAUCAGGCUACAUUACUGUAGGAUACAGGGGGUCCUACACCAUCGGGAGAGAUGCGCAGGCGGAUGCGAAGUUCAGGAGGGUGGCCAGGAUCACAGUGUGUGGGAAGACCUCUUUGGCCAAAGAGGUGUUUGGUGAUACCUUGAACGAGAGCAGAGACCCCGACAGGCCCCCGGAGAGAUACACCUCCAGAUACUACCUGAAAUUCAAUUUCCUGGAGCAGGCUUUUGAAAAGCUGUCUGAAGUCGGCUUCCGUAUGGUGGCUUGCAGCUCCACAGGCACGUGCGCUUAUGCCAGCAAUGACCCCAGCGAGGACAAGAUCUGGACCAGCUACACAGAGUAUGUUUUCUGUAGGGACUGAUCAGACAAAAUAUGAGACCCAGAAGUAACCUUAAACUUAAACUGAAGUGUAGCUUAAUACCAAAAAAAAUAAAAUAAAAUAAAAUAAAAAAAAAGCUUGACAUAACAGCGUAUAUUUUAUAGUGUUUUAUAGUGAUGUUUUGAAAUAUAUAUAUGUGUGUACUGAUAGUUAAGGUUUUUGAUGUUUUUUAUUACUUUAUUUUAUAUCUGAUACUUCCCUAACUUAAAUCUGUCUGUUACUAAUAGUAAUAUACUUGUUAAUGUACUUUUAUAAAACAAUGACUAAUUUUUUGGUUGAAGUCCAUCUUUGCCCAGGAAACAGAGGUCUGCAGAGUCAGUGGUUGCUGGGGGGAUAUGAUCAGUAUGCUUUUACCCAUUGCUUAGAGUUUACAAAACUUGCUGUGCAAUAAAUCUUUUUUUUUUUCUUGCAAUGAACGUGGUUUUAUAUACUGUAUUAAAAUUAUUAUAAAGUCUGUUCUGUACUUAUUGCUAAAUGAAUAAAGAGUUUGAAUUCACACUGA
Acipenser ruthenus (sterlet) is the source of this 1478-nucleotide messenger RNA. RefSeq names its product BTB/POZ domain-containing protein KCTD12-like. Gene Ontology annotation, molecular function: protein binding. The record is from RefSeq and is a predicted model, not a curated record. The transcript has a single exon. Gene Ontology annotation, cellular component: presynaptic membrane; postsynaptic membrane. Gene Ontology annotation, biological process: protein homooligomerization; regulation of G protein-coupled receptor signaling pathway. Lineage: Eukaryota; Metazoa; Chordata; Actinopteri; Acipenseriformes; Acipenseridae. The coding region runs from base 77 to 958 and encodes 293 amino acids.